Messenger RNA from Schistocerca nitens (vagrant locust), 2181 nucleotides. RefSeq names its product glutathione S-transferase theta-1-like. NCBI's taxonomy places the organism in Eukaryota, Metazoa, Arthropoda, Insecta, Orthoptera, Acrididae. Gene Ontology annotation, biological process: glutathione metabolic process. Bases 1130 to 1825 code for a protein of 231 amino acids. The record is from RefSeq and is a predicted model, not a curated record. Gene Ontology annotation, molecular function: glutathione transferase activity. The transcript has 8 exons. Gene Ontology annotation, cellular component: cytoplasm.
CUCUUAACACCCAUGUUCAAUCACACAUAAAACAGUGUCCAUUGUCAACAUCAGAGAUGCGAUUGCGGCAUUGCAGGGUUUCGAUGUAUUUACGUUUAUCCGUAAACAAAUAUGCUGCCACAUUUUUCGUAUCAUAGGUAACAUGUGUUUUAUAAGUUAUAGGGCGCAGCAAUCAGUCGCCCUUUUUAUGCAGGUUUUAUUUGGCACAUCCAGAUUUGGUCUUGUGCCUAGCCAUUAUCAGUGCACUAUUUUCUAGUCUCAAUGCAUGUUAGUUCCCUGUUGUUCGGGCGUCACAGUUCUUGAUUAAAAUUUCAAAGAACUAGACCAGAAAAUGGUGCAUUGAUAAUGGCUAGGCACUAGCCGAAGUCUGGAUUACCCAAAUAAAAUCUGCAAAAAAUGCACGACUGAUUGCUGCGCUCUAUAAUUUAUAAAUCAUAUCACAGCCACUGAGUGCACCCACGUUCAUAAUGGUAGGUAACCUGAUAUUAUGUGUUUGUUCAUAUUGGAACUCACAUGUAAAAAGAAAAAAAAAUUGUAAAUAGUUCGCAUCAUAGGUCAUUGAAUGUAAUGACGCCUCUCAUUGGGUGGCACAAUCAAUCAGUACCCGAACCGCAGUUCCUUAACGGUACCAAAACAUCAUCGACGCGUAAACAAAUGAUUAAAAUGUUGACGUCGUUGCAAAUGGACCGGUGACGUAGGAUAAAUCUCACUAACUGCAAACUGGACUUUGAACAAUAAAGUGGAGGGGACACGGUAACGAAAACAACUUACAGAGAAAUCGUAUCAGUUGUGUCGUGAGAUCUGGAAAGAAGAAAACAUCCCCGGCUUUUCAAGUAAGGGGAACAUUACAGUGAAGAAUAUGCUAAGCUAAAUCGAUUUCAGAAAGUUCCAGCUGUUGUACAUGGGAACUUUGCACUUUCUGAAAGUGUGGCCAUCUUACGCUAUCUCUGUCGAGAAUUUGAAGUUGCCGAUCACUGGUAUCCAAAGGACAACAAGGCACAGGCAAGAGUUGAUGAAUACUUUGAAUGGCAGCACAUUGAAAUUAGAGCCAACUUAGUGAACUACUUUCGAACAAAGGAUCGCUGUUCUCUACACAGUUACACUUCACUAACAGAAGAACAGCUGCAGUAUGUCGUUGAAAGUUUACUGUGAUCUGAUUUCACAACCAUCAAGAGCAGUUGUCUUAUUUUUGUUAGCAAAUGACAUUCCUUUUGUGGCAAGGGAAACGAAUGUUCUCCAUGGUGAGCAGUUUAGUGAAGAAUUCACUAAACUUAAUCCAAUGAAGAAGGUUCCUGUGAUCAAGGAUGGAGAGUUCACAUUGACUGAAAGUGUAGGUAUUUUACGAUACUUGUGCCAAGAGAAAAAUGUUCCUGACCAUUGGUACCCAGCAGACAGUAAAAAGCAAGCAAGAGUUGAUGAAUACCUCGAGUGGCAACAUACAAAUACAAGGAGGAACUGUGCACUUUAUUUUUUGAAUAAGUUUAUGCUUCCAGGAAUGAAAGGAACACCACCUAAUCCUGAAACAGUGGCUAGGCGAGAACGAGAAAUGGUAGAAACAUUGAAUGAAGUAGAAGAGAUCUGGCUGAACAACAAACCAUAUCUGGCUGGAGACAAAAUCAGUAUUGCUGAUCUACUUGGAGCAUGUGAGAUUGAGCAACCUAGAAUGGCAGGCUACAAUCCUUGUGAGGGGCGUCCAAAACUUGCUGCCUGGUUAGAGCGAGUUCGUCGUGACACACUUCCGCAUUAUGACUCAGUUCAUGCAAUAGUUAGAAAGGUAACAGAGAAGUAUGGAGGUGUGGCACCUGCUUCCUUUUCAAAGCUGUGAUAUUGAGUAACAAAUUCUAACAUUGAAAAAUAAUGGUACAUGGAUUUAUUUUUAUCUUUAGACUGAAUAAUGUUUCGGUUAUUGAGCACUGUAUGUAACAACAGACUACCUAAAGUAUUCAAAAAUUAUAUGGGUUGUUAUGCCACAAUAAAAAAAAUUAUUGGCUUAUUAUAAUGUUACACUAGGUUGUAGGGCCUUGUUUAUAAGAAUAUGUAGUUGAUUCCAUAGGUUCUAACAUCUGUGGAGUUGAUGUUUGUACUAUUUUUGUACUUUUAAAUACCUAAACAGAAAAUAUACUCAGUUGAGGCAUAACUUUGUAUCAGUGAAAUAAAGUUUUAUGCAAUACUUCUGCAAUA